This is a messenger RNA of Lingula anatina, 1750 nucleotides long. RefSeq lists its product as uncharacterized. Gene Ontology annotation, biological process: regulation of transcription by RNA polymerase II. The record is from RefSeq and is a predicted model, not a curated record. NCBI's taxonomy places the organism in Eukaryota, Metazoa, Brachiopoda, Lingulata, Lingulida, Lingulidae. Gene Ontology annotation, molecular function: RNA polymerase II cis-regulatory region sequence-specific DNA binding; DNA-binding transcription factor activity, RNA polymerase II-specific.
AAUACAACUUUAUGCAUUGCUCAGUACAAAAACUAGGUGCAUUGGUAAUGUUAACAACAAGUUCAUACAGAAUCCAAAUGGAUAUUCUUAAGGUGCUCUGAGAGUUGAAUUGUAAACAAUUUCAGUAGUAGAAAGGACAUAUCAAGCCUAAGUAAGUCUUACACCUUAUCCAAGAGACAGGCUGGCUUAAAGCAAAAUGUAAGACAGUAGUGUAACAAUGGCUGACAGGAGUUGUCUGGAAAAGGAACGACAAAAAAGGAAAUUAUGUGUAAAGGAGCCUUGGUAUCAGGACUCAAUGUAACUUGUGAAAAGAAUCUUUCAGUGAUUAAUCAUCUCAUGAAAUUCAAGAAAAUAAGUAUACUGGACAGAAACCUUACAGGGUAGAUUCUGUGACAAGACUUUUAUACCACCAGUUAAGUUCUUACAACACUCAGUAAAAAUGUGCACAGGAGAGAGACCUUACAAGUGUAGAUUCUGUGACAAGACUUUUACUCAAAAAGGCAAUUGCACUGUGCAUGAAAGAAUUCAUACCGGAGACAAACCUUACAAGUGUAGAUUCUGUGACAAAACUUUUACAAACAAAACUUCUUGCAUACGUCAUGAGAGAAUUCACACAGGAGAGAAACCUUACAAGUGUAGAUUCUGUGACAAAACUUUUAAUCAAAAAGGCCAUUGCGCUGAGCAUGAAAGAAUUCAUACCGGAGACAAACCUUACAAGUGUAGAUUCUGUGACAAAACUUAUAAAGACAAAACUUCUUGCAUAAAGCAUGAAAAAAUUCACACAGGAGAGAAACCUUACAAGUGUAAAUUCUGUGGCAAAACUUAUAAAGACAAAACUUCUUGCAUAAAGCAUGAAAAAAUUCACACAGGAGAGAGACCUUACAAGUGUAAAUUCUGUGACAAAACUUUUACUCAAAAAGGCCAUUGCACUGAGCAUGAAAGAAUUCAUACUGGAGAGAGACCUUACAAGUGUAGAUUCUGUGACAAAACUUUUACAGACAAAUCAAAUUGCAUACGUCAUGAGAGAAUUCACACAGGAGAGAAACCUUACAAGUGCAGAUUCUGUGACAAAACUUAUAAAGACAAAACUGCUUGCAUAAGGCAUGAAAGAAUUCACACAGGAGAGAAACCCUACAAGUGCAGAUUCUGUGACAAAACUUAUAAAGACAAAACUGCUUGCAUAAAGCAUGAAAGAAUUCACACAGGAGAGAAACCUUACAAGUGUAAAUUCUGUGACAAAACUUUUACUCGAAAAGUCAAUUGCACUGUGCACGAAAGAAUUCAUACUGGAGAGAAACCUUACAAGUGUAGAUUCUGUGACAAAACUUUUACAGCCAAAACAAAUUGCACAUCUCAUGAAAGAAUUCACACAGGCGAGAGACCCUACAAGUGUAGAUUCUGUGACAAAUUUUUUAUAGACAAAAAAUCUUGCAUAUGUCAUGAGAGAAUUCACACAGGAGAGAAACCCUACAAGUGCAGAUUCUGUGACAAAUUUUUUAAAGGCAAAAAUUCUUGCAUGUAUCAUGAGAGAAUUCACACAGGAGAGAAACCUUACAAGUGUAGAUUCUGUGACAAAACUUAUAUUCAAAAAGCCCAUUGCACUGAGCAUGAAAGAAUUCAUACUGGAGAGAGACCUUACAAGUGCAGAUUCUGUGACAAAACUUUUAAAGACAAAACUUCUUGCAUAUAUCAUCAGAGAAUUCACACAGGAGAGAGACCUUACAAGUGUAGAAUCUGUGACAAAACUUUU